Fulvia fulva is the source of this 876-nucleotide messenger RNA. RefSeq lists its product as uncharacterized. NCBI's taxonomy places the organism in Eukaryota, Fungi, Ascomycota, Dothideomycetes, Mycosphaerellales, Mycosphaerellaceae. The coding region runs from base 1 to 876 and encodes 291 amino acids. The transcript is spliced from 2 exons. The record is from RefSeq and is a predicted model, not a curated record.
AUGCACGAAGCGAUGGGGCACUGCAAGGCGCUCGCACACCCAAACUGGUUCGCCACGACAAUAGCAGCACUACUCGUUGUCGGCAUCCUAGGCUCUUACAUACCACAGUUCAUCAAGAUCUGGCAGAAACGGAGCUCCGCCGGUCUAUCACCAUACUGGAUCUUACUGGGCGGCCUCAGCAGCAUCUGCGCCUUUGGAAACAUCAUCAGCCUUCCCGCUAGUCGCGAGGACAUCAGCUGCUGCAAAGAGAUCAAUGGCGUUGCCUGCGCUGCUGCGCUGUUGGGCGUGGCACAACUGGUUGUACAGUGCACCUGUUUCAUGAUAAUCGUCAUCUUGUUCGUCGUCUACUUUCCGACCAACAAUCGAGACACAGCAGCAGCCACCGAAACCGAACACCCACACGAGCCUCCAGCAAACGAGAAACACCGCCUUGUCGUUAUGCUCACCAUCCCCAGCGCCAUCUUCACGGUCCUAUUCGUCACCAUCGUCAUCACGAAUGCCUUCCACAAAUACGACCAAUUCUGGGCAGAUCUGCUGGGUACAAUAGCUGGGAUACUCGCUGGGAUACAAUACGUGCCGCAAAUUUUCUACACCUGGAAGUUGCAGGAUCUCAAGAGCUUGUCUGUGUUUACACUGCUAGUGCAGGCUCCCGGUGCCUUUGUCUUUGCUGCUUCCUUGGCGAAUAGGGUGGGAAUCAAGAGAGGGUGGAGCACGUGGUUGCCGUAUGUGGUCACUGGCACGCUGCAAAUUGCCCUCCUGAUCAUGGCGGCUUGGUUCAAGAAUACGGAAUUGAGAAAUCACAGCGCUUCUAAGCCAGUGGGCGAUGACAAUAGCGAGAGAGCACCACUGUUGCCUCAGCGUCAGCCGGACUCGUAG